Messenger RNA from Trachemys scripta elegans, 758 nucleotides. RefSeq names its product chromosome 1 C12orf57 homolog (gene C1H12orf57). Gene Ontology annotation, biological process: post-embryonic development. The transcript is spliced from 3 exons. NCBI's taxonomy places the organism in Eukaryota, Metazoa, Chordata, Testudines, Emydidae. Bases 138 to 539 code for a protein of 133 amino acids. The record is from RefSeq and is a predicted model, not a curated record.
ACGUCAGGACGCGGGCUGGCGGCAGCGGCGCAGGCUCGCUCUCCUGCCGAGGCAGCUUCCCCCGUCCGCCCGAGCCCAUGGUCCUGGCCGGGGCUUGCUGCGCCGCCAGGGCGCGGUGACAUGAGCGUCCCCGCCCAAUGUCUAGCCUGCAGCGCCCCAUGGCUGCUCCGGCCCAGGCCCCGCCGGGCUCGCUGAGCGCCGAGCAGGCCAAAGUGGUUCUGGCCGAGGUCAUCAAGGCCUUCGGCUCCCCGGAGAAUGCCCAGCGCAUGGAGGAGGCCCGGGAUAACGCCUGCAAUGACAUGGGCAAGAUGCUGCAGUUCCUGCUGCCCGUGGCCACCCAGAUCCAGCAGGAUGUGAUCAAAGCCUAUGGCUUCAGUAAUGAUGGAGAGGGGGUCCUGAAAUUUGCCAGACUGAUAAAAUCUUAUGAGUCCCAGGACCCAGAGAUUGCAAACAUGUCCGGGAAGCUAAAAGCCAUGUUCCUGCCUCCAAUGACACUGCCCCCACACGGGGCUGGGACAGGGGGUGUGGCUGCCUCCUGAAACUGGGACCCUCUGCUGGCUUUCCUGGGCAAGGUCACAUGACACUCAGUGUGUGAGAAUUUUUGGCUAGUUAUAUUCCAGGACUGCUCUCCACCAUUAUCAUCAGUGUGCUGCAAUUGGUCAGAAGAGCCACCUACUUCCUGGAAGCUCUGGAGCAACUGGCUUCUUUGUGCAUCUUUGAUUUUUGUGCUUGUGAAUAAAAGCUGCUUUGAAAAUGUC